Yamadazyma jaroonii is the source of this 672-nucleotide messenger RNA. The record is from the annotation of a GenBank genome assembly. Lineage: Eukaryota; Fungi; Ascomycota; Pichiomycetes; Serinales; Debaryomycetaceae.
AUGGAGAAUAUCCUCAAGCCAAUUUCACCUAAUAAGUCGUCCGGGAGACACUUUUCCUUGAAGAAUGAUACAAUGGAUGAAAACUUCAAGCAAGUGUUUGAUCAGCUAUAUAAUAUUGAGGUAGCCUCGAAACAAAGUCAAGUGGAUUUAUCACAAUUAGUUGAUAGACUGAAGAAUAACAAUGAGAACCUUAAGAAACUCUUGGAAAGUUUAGUCAAUUCCAACAUAAAUGCCAGAGAUAUCAUUGAUCCUAUAAUUGAUGAAUUGAAAGAAUUACAUCUCGACCAUAAAUCACAAAGUCUUUUAUCGGAUAUCUUAACUAGAUUGAAUAGUGAGAAUAAUAAGGAAGAUUUGAGAGCUUUACUUAUCGAAAUCAGAGAUAAACAGCAUAUUAUAACGAAGACCAAUGAUUUAGAGAGAAACUAUGACACUUUGCAAUCGAAAUAUACCAAGCUAGAGGAGAAAUAUCAACAAUUGUGUAAAAUGUAUGAUAGUAAGUAUGAAAACUUGAAAGAUUUAAGAUCUCAAUAUGAUGAGUUAUUGAACGAUUGUAAAGAGAAUGUUCAGCCUGAUUAUAAGAAAUUAGAUAAUAUCCAGCAAUUGCAUGAUCUUAAAUUGAGGUCGGGGAAGAAAACAGUUGAAAAGAAAAGGAUCGUAAGUACAAAUAUAUAA